GCGUCACUUAUAUAGAAUCAUUUGCGCCGAUGAUCGUGUAAAAGUUCCUAUCUCUCUUGGUAUUCCGCUCGUUAGAAUCUACCGUUCGUAUCGCGCGUCUUUUAUCGGCGUUCGAAGAUUUUCGGGAUGUGCAGAAGUAGCGAAUAUGAUUAACGCGGUAACGUCUGUUCGAGACGUAACGGCUAUACUCCUGAUAAUUUUCCUCCGUGACGCAUGCGUGUUCGAUUCGGAAGAAAAAUCAGAAUUAGUCCAACGGAAUCCCGGAAAGUAGCGAGUGCGAAAACUGUAGUCCCAAAUAUCGUUUAUUCACGCGCUCGAAAAGGUGUUGCGGUUAAUCGUUCGUGGUACUCGGUCGACUGCCAAGGCAAGAUGGUGAAGCCACAGCAAGUUUUAGAUAUCAAACCGGAAAACGAACUGCGGUUCACAGGCCCGUUCACAGAAAAGACAGUCACAUCGUAUUUGUCGUUAUAUAAUCCAACGGAUCAGAAAGUUUAUUUUAAAAUAAAGACAACUGCUCCGAGGAGGUACUGUGUACGUCCAAACUGUGGAUAUAUCAAGCCAAAGAAAGAUAUUCAGAUAGCUGUGUCUCUUCAACCGUUCGAUUACGAUCCGACCGAAAAGAAUAAACAUAAAUUUAUGGUGCAAGCUUUAUUGGCAUCAGCGGACGACACUGGCGAGGAAUAUAUUGAUAUGUGGAAAGAUCCAAAUCCAAAGGAGUUGAUGGAAUCUAAGUUAAAGUGUGUGUUUGAGAAUUCUGUAACUUAUACCACGUCUGCAAAAACUGCUGCGAAUAAAUCCGAAGUGAAUACAAAUAAUGGCAAGAACAAAACAGUUUCCAUUAAACAGUUUGUAAAGGAUAACGUGGAGGCGGAAGAUAAGUUAUUAAAAGUAGCACAAGAGGUUAAUCAGCUUAGGGUAGAGGAGAGUACUCUUAGGCAGGAAAAUCUUCAAUUAAAGGAGGAUUUAAUAAAAUUACAAAACGCGGCAUCGGGUCACGAUGCUAAAGUAGCCGCAGCUAUUUUGACCUCGCAAAGUAGUAGCCAAUUGUCACAAAAUUCAACAAACAUCCUCGUUUUCGGUGCCAUUGUUAUGGUCAUAGUAGGAUAUUUAUUGGGAAAAAUGUUCUGAGCAGCCAUUACCUUACUGCAUAACAUGGCACAUCCCUCUCUUCCCCCCGUGUUUCUUAGCCUGCCUUCUGCAACCAUAUACCACUUACCGAUCGCAGAUAUCGAAAAUCAGUCAUCGUAUUACGCGGUUGUUCAUAAUAAAUAUUAUAAACGUGAACAUAUAGCGGUUUUAAUAGAAUUAUUCGCUGCAAGAGUGUGCUUAUACUUUGGUAAAGCGACGAAGAAUGUUAAAUCCAUGAAGUUACGUUCAAUUUUAAGUAUCGUACAUUAACACGAGACACGUGUAAUUAAAUUUAUGUUGCUUCCAUUUUUUUUUUUUCUAUUGUAAAAGGAUUACUCGCUUUACGGGCAUGCUUGCGGCUGUGUCUUUGGAACCAUGUUGCCACCAAGAAGCCAUUCGCACGUAAAAACGUACUGUAAUUUUUUAAAAUUCGAAUUUUAAAAAAUUGAAAAUUUUUCCCGCGUUUCGACGUGGAAUAACGGAAUUAAUUGAAUCGAACGUAACUCUUUGAAAUGAGUAUACCCCCAGUUAGAGAGAAAGUGAACUCCAAAAUAUCCGGGAAGAAAUUUUUAUUUAGUAUUCCGAAACGUACUUAACAAUCACACAUUGUAAGAUUGUACAUAAUGUAUUCAAUUUAAGAUAAUGUGUCUAACGUAUAGUUAGAAG
Molecule: messenger RNA, 1794 nt
Organism: Colletes gigas
Lineage: Eukaryota; Metazoa; Arthropoda; Insecta; Hymenoptera; Colletidae
Gene: Vap33
Product: vesicle-associated membrane protein-associated protein B
Exons: 6
Coding region: 214-1128 (304 amino acids)
Biological process (GO): endoplasmic reticulum membrane organization
Cellular component (GO): plasma membrane; endoplasmic reticulum membrane
Molecular function (GO): FFAT motif binding
Source: RefSeq, a predicted model, not a curated record